This is a messenger RNA of Brassicogethes aeneus, 798 nucleotides long. NCBI's taxonomy places the organism in Eukaryota, Metazoa, Arthropoda, Insecta, Coleoptera, Nitidulidae. The record is from the annotation of a GenBank genome assembly.
AACAAACCUUUAAGUAGUGGUAGCGCCACGUUGUUUUUCCGAAAAGAUUUUCGUUCAUUAUCAAAAGUGCUGCAAAUAGGUGGGUAACGAUAACCCUGUUACUGUUAUGUCUUUGAGACUGUUAUCUCGUCAUUCUUUCAAUAAUUUCACAAGGCUUUAUUCUUCAGCAACUAGUAUCAUGGAAAAACACGGUGUUGUGCCCGAUGUUAUCGAGAAAGCUCCACAAGAAGUUGCAAAGGUAAGUUAUCCAAGCGGGGCAAAAGUCGAACUUGGCAAUGAGUUGACUCCAACUUUAGUCAAAGAUAUCCCGACAGUAAAAUGGAAUGCCGAUAGUAACUCACUCUAUGCCGUGUGUAUGACCGAUCCUGAUGCACCAAGCCGCGAGCAACCAACUUACAGAGAAUGGCAUCAUUGGUUGGUGGGAAAUGUACCUGGAGAUGACAUUUCCAAGGGUGAAACCUUAUCUGCCUACAUCGGCUCUGGACCUCCACAGGGUACAGGUCUACAUCGUUAUGUCUUCCUGAUCUACAAGCAGCCUGGAAAACUUACUUUCGACGAGAAGAGAUUGCCCAACAACUCUGGAGAUGGAAGGGGUUGUUUCUCUAUUAAAAAAUUCGCUGAAAAAUAUAAUUUGGGACAACCAAUUGCUGGCAACCUGUACCAAGCUUGUUGGGAUGAUUACGUACCAAUUUUAUAUAAGCAACUUGAAGGUUAAGGUUGUUUAGAACUGAUUAUUUGUUAUUACUACAUAAAUUGACCUUUCUUAGAUUUUUUCUUUUAUUUCUUAUUUACUAUGGG